Messenger RNA from Acanthoscelides obtectus, 1489 nucleotides. Lineage: Eukaryota; Metazoa; Arthropoda; Insecta; Coleoptera; Chrysomelidae. The record is from the annotation of a GenBank genome assembly.
UUUUGACAUUUCAGCAUUCAUGGUCUAAUUUUGUUGUAUCAUCUACCCAAAUCACAAGUGAAUCACUAAUGUAACAUAGAUAAUGUCCAGGAAAUGCAGUUGCCCUAGCUGCGAAAAAAAGCAAAAUGAGGAGAAAAGUACCACGACGACCAUUUGCUGCUGUGAAACAAAGAAAAAUAAACCUUUGAUGAUAAAGAUUCCACCUCUUAAAAAUAGGACUCGAUCGAAAACAACACAAAAUCCAUCAGAGUAUUCUGAAGAUUCGCCCAAAAAUGAUAUCUCCACAUUUGAUUAGCAUCUUUUUGACUGUUCAGCAUUCUUGGUCUUAUUUUGUUGCAUCAUCUACUCAAAUUACAAGUGAAUCACUAAUGUAGAUAAUGUUCCGGAAAUGCGUAUGCCCUAACUGCGAAAAAAGCAAAAUGAGAAAAGUACCACGACGACAAUUUGCUGCUGGGAAACAAAGAAAAAUAAAGCUUUGUUGAUAAAGAUUCCACCUCUUAAAAAUCGGAAUCGAUCGAAAACAACAGAGUCUUCUGAAAAUUCGCCCAAAAAUGAUAUCUCUACGACUGAUAGAAGGAGAUCGAACAGUCUACCUCGGAGUUUACCAGUCAAGAAAACUGCAAGUUCAACCAGUUCAACUCAUAGUUCACCAUAAAAAGAUCCGAAUGGCAAUUUUAUAUCCAGAACUGUAAGUGCUACUCCUCAGGUCCAGAAUAUGCAGAUAAAAAAAUCAGCCAUGAUGGACCCUCGUAAAAAACAGACUAAGACUAAAAAGCAAUUGUCAUCCAAGAAGUGGCUGGUCAUGGAAUGAUGUUAGAGCCAGUUAGCAGGAGUUCAAGAUGGAGAUUUGAUCCAACCGCUUCAAAAAAUUAUGAGGAUAACCAGUUGUUUUGCGGAGGAUUUUACGUUCAACAUUACUUAAAUGGAGGAAGAUGUGGCAUCUGUGGAGAUUCUUUCGAUGCCCCCCAUCCCCAAGAUAAUGAAAACACUGGACUUUAUGGCGAUGGAACAAUAGUGGCAGAAUAUAAGAACGGAUCUGUUAUAGACGUACAUAUCCAAAUAACAGCUAAUCAUAGAGGACACUUCACUUACAGCCUUUGCGAGAUGCCCGAUCCAAAUCUCCCAGAGCCUGGAGAGGAGUGUUUUGUUCCAUUACUUCUGGAAAAUAGCUCGCUACAGUAUGAAGUGAGUUCAACCGAGUUCCAAAUAUUUAACAGAAUUCGCUUGCCGAACAUUUUUUGUCCAAGAUGUGUCUUGAGAUGGACUUACACGGCAGGUAAUAAUUGGGGAGACUGCGGCAACGGUACCAGUGCAGUAGGAUGUGGCCCACAAGAAACUUUUGUAAAUUGCGCCGACAUAUCGAUAUUAUAACAACUGUGAUAUUAAUUAGGGAAUCGUGUUUGUAUAGAAUCAUUAUUUGCGUUUAUGUGAUAAUAUCUGUUGUAGUUUCGUUACAUUUUAGAAUAAACUAUCUACAAAAAACAUUAAA